Messenger RNA from Adineta ricciae, 1263 nucleotides. The record is from the annotation of a GenBank genome assembly. NCBI's taxonomy places the organism in Eukaryota, Metazoa, Rotifera, Eurotatoria, Adinetida, Adinetidae.
AUGUCGUUAUUCGGUGGAAUGACAUCACAAGCUCGUAGUCGAAAUUUAGUUGAAUUCAAAGCAGGAAAAAUGAAUCUACGUGGUAGUAUGGUUCAUCCUGAUAAACGUAAAGGCCUCGUUUAUUUAUAUCAAGGCAAUGAUAUGUUGAUGCACUUCUGUUGGAAAGAACGAGCAAGUAACACAGCCGAAGAUGAUCUUGUCAUAUUUCCGGAUGAAAUCGAAUUUAAAAAAGUAACACAAAAUACAACAGGACGAGUCUAUAUACUCAAAUGGAGAAGUAAUGCUCGAAAAUUGUUCUUCUGGAUGCAAGAACCAAAAGAGGAUAAAGAUGAAGAAUGGUGUAAGAAAAUUAAUGAAAUGCUUAAUCAUCCACCAACACCAGGAUUUGGUGAUGAUAGUAAUAGUGGUAGUGGACUUGGAGGUGGAGCUCAUCCGCUACAGUCUCUUAUGGACCGUAUGACAGGAGGUAGUGGUGCAGGUGGUAUCGAUCCAAACGAUUUAUCCAAUGUUCUACGUGGCAUGAAUCCAAAUGAUUUAGCAUCCCUGUUGUCUUCUGUUGGAAGUGGUGGAGGUGCUCCCGGUCUAAUGCAAGGUAGUCACCGUGAUACAUUUGGACAACAGACGCCUGAUUCUCGUCCUAAUACUGCACCAGCUGCGACACGUAGUUCAGGUGCGGCAACAGCGACAGCAAGUGCAACAGCAGCGUCCAGCACACGUCCCAGCGGUUCAUCAUCGAAACCUCGCAAUGGUGGAACAAGCUCUUCACCGUCAACCGCUGGUGGAGCAAGUUCAGCAACAUCUGGUGGACCAAAAGGUGGUCCUAUCCAAAUGAGCGCACUCUCAAAUAUUCUAGCCAAUUUAGGUGGUACUGGUGCAGCAGGACAAAGUGCUGCCGCAUCUAAACCUGCUAUUGAUCUCUAUGAUAUUAUGACAACAGAGAAUUUAAUUCCGAUCUUGAGCAAAAAAGAAGUUCAAGAAACAUUACGAUCUCAUUUACCAGACGGAAGUACAAUUCCAGGUACAGAGAAAGAAUUGCGAGAUUCUAUUCAAUCCCCACAAUUUCGACAAGCUGUUAGCACAUUUGGUGUUGCUUUACAAACAGGACAACUAGGUCCAGUUCUAGCUCAAUUUGGUCUACCAGAAGAAGCGAUUGCCGCUGCUAAUCAAGGUGACAUACAAGCAUUCGCACAAGCAAUGGAAAAACACUACAAGAAGGAUAAUGAUGAGAAAAAACCAUCAGACAAUACAAUGGAUACAAGUUAA